Molecule: messenger RNA, 3010 nt
Organism: Sciurus carolinensis (gray squirrel)
Lineage: Eukaryota; Metazoa; Chordata; Mammalia; Rodentia; Sciuridae
Product: killer cell lectin-like receptor 2
Exons: 8
Coding region: 928-1767 (279 amino acids)
Source: RefSeq, a predicted model, not a curated record
CACUAACUAAAUAGUUUUUAAUACCAGCAAAAACAAAACAAAACCAAAAAUGAACAAAUGAAAACUUGAGAUAACCUAAAUGUCCAAUAGUAAUGUAUUACUGAAAUAAUUUUUAUAUUCAUGUGAAUAAUAUUUAUAUAUGGUUUUAAAAAUCAUGUUUUAGAUAAACAUUUUUAAAUGAAGAAAUGCUUAUUGUCUAUUAGUAAAUAAUAAAAAAAUGUGGUGUAUGGAAAGAUAUCAAAUUUGAUAGUGAAUAUAACAUGGAUAAAAGUUUCAAGAAUACCAAACUUUUUAUGAUGGGAAUAUGGAUUUUUUUAAGUAAUUUCUAAAAUAUGUUUAUCUGCAAUAAAUAUAAAAUCAAAAAAGAAAAAAUAUUUUUCCCAGCUAGUAAGAGAAAUAAUAAUGAGAAAGUUUUUAACAGAAAGACUAUUAUUUAAAUCAAGAGCUAAAGAAUUUAGACAUAUUUCUCACAUAUACGUAUAUAUGCAUACGUAGAUCUUUUAGUCAUCUCUUUUAACUACUAGUUUAAGUGUGUUAGAUUUUCGUUAAAGAUAUUUUCUUGUUUUUUCCAAAGAUGUGUUCCUUUGUCUUUUUGGUCCCCAAAUAUUGAUUUUUAAUGUUUUGAAUAUUUUGCAGAGUACCAAGUGGUUGGUUAGCUCAAGUGGAGGAUUAUAUAUCUCAUGACUACCUUUCUUUUCCGUUAACAUCAGCUUUCAACAUAUGAUUUCCUCUUAUCACUUUGUUCAAGAGGAGGGGUAGAAAUUUUUGAGCCGGAGUAUCAUUCAGAGGUAAUUUAUUUCUGCCUUUCAUCUUACAGUCUCUAAGGGAUCCAGGACAGGAAAGGUCAAUUCAUUUUUGGUUCAGUUUCUUCCGUCUGCAUCACUGCAUGGCACAGAUACAGUCUUAUCAAACUGAUUAAGAAGAAAGAUGAGUGAUCAGGAGGUGACUUAUUCAACCCUUAGAUUUCUUCAGUCUCCUUCAGAGUCACAGAAUAGAUUAAGAUGUGAUGUUACUCGGAGUCCUAGAAAAGCCGCUGAUAAAGAGUUUUCAGUGUCCUGGAAAUUCAUUGCAGUGACUCUUGGAAUCUUCUGUUUACUUUUGUUGACAACAGUCAUAGUGUUGGUGAUCAAGAUUUUUCAGAAUAUUCAAGAAAAACAUCAUCAGCAGGAAAUUCUAGGAAACUUCAGCAAAAAUUACCACAUUAUGCAAAAGGACAACUACUUAAAGGAACAACUUUUGACAAACACCUCUUUAGAAUGUGAGAGUCUCAAAAAUAAAAUCCUUCAGCUGGAAUCAAAUCAUGAGAACAAAUGUCAUAAGAAAAUUGAGAUCUUUUCAAAAUUAUUGCAAAGUAAAGGCAUGCUCUGUGAAGGCCAUUGGAUCUGUUGUGGAGUAAAAUGUUAUCAUUUUACCAAGAGCAAAAAAAAUUGGGAGGAAUGUAAGAAAACUUGCCAAGACAAUGGAUUAUCCCUUUUGAAGAUAAAUGAUGAAGAUGAACGGGUCUUCCUUAAACAACAGGCCGGUAAAAAUAUUUACUGGAUUGGAUUAUCAUAUGAUAAACGGGAAAGGAAAUGGAAAUGGAUUGACAGUGAUACAUCUAGUGGAAUUAGUCUUCCUAUGAUGACGUUGCCUGCAAGAGGACAUUGUGUGUUUUUAACUGCAAUAAGAGAAGACGAUAUUGAAUGCACUAAUGCCUACAGUUGUAUCUGUGAAAAGAGAUUUGAUAGUAUUUCAUCUGCUUUAAUGUGUGAUGAGAAGAAAAGGUAAACAUGAAAUGUUGUCAUUUUUGUUUGUUUACUGUCAUAAUUUGUGAUUACUUACAAAUAAAUGUUUUUGACUGUAUGGAAGCAGAGAGAGAUGAGCUGCAAGAGGAAGAAAAUGUUCAUUACAUGACAGGGAAAUCUGAUGCCAUGUUUCUUUGUAGAAAGAGAUGAAGAAGAGCUUGCCUUUGGAGGGCAGUUGCCCUUUUCUUUAAUGGCUCUGAGGAAUUAUUCUCUCUGUCUCUCCUUAGAACCAAUUAAAGAACCCUGAUAAAUAGGAUAAAUCAUUUCAAUGUCUUCUUGCUUUUAUGACACAUUUAAGAACUAUAAUGUAAUUGUGUUUUGUUCACAUCUAGAAGCUUACCUCAUCUUUAAAAUAUUUUUUUAUUUUAUCAUAAAAUAUAAUUUUAAACAUGCUGAAUAGUUGCAAGGAUAGUUCGAGGAAUUCUCAUAUAUAACAUUCACCCAAAUUACCAGUUGUGGUUAUUUAUAUUUUGCUCUACCUACUUUAUUUUUCAUAUUCUCCCUCUUCUCUUCUCCCCUCCCCUCAUCUCCCUUCCUCUUCUUUCCUCUUUUCCUGUCCCCUCUUCUCCUUUCCUCUUUCUCUCUCUCCUUGCUGAUGCAUUUGAUAAUAAAUUGAUGCCAUCUUGUUCUUUUGUUUAAAUAUUUUUUAAACACAGAACUUGUCUUAUAUAAUAAUAGUACAAUGAUCAAAAUCAGGAAAUUUAGUAUUGAUAUAGUACUAUGAUAUAACCUAUAAUCCAUUUCAUAUUUUAUCAGUUGUCCCAGUAAUGUCAUUUAUAGGUAUUUUUCCUCCAUAUUUAGGAUCAUGCAGUGUGUUUAGCUGUGAUGUCAUUUAGUGUCUUUCAGUCUAAAACAGUUCUUUAGUCUUUCUUUUUCUUGACUUGACAUUUUAAAAAUCAACUUUUUUAGUUAUACUGUGCAUAUCAUAAAAUGCACCCAUUUAAAGUCAAAAAAAUAUGGGUUUUAACAAAUAUAUGCACCUCUUAUACACUAUCCAUCACCUGUAAAAGUUUCUUUCUGUCUGUCACCACCCACCUGGCAGCAUGCAAAUAGUGAUAUGCUUUCUUCCACUGUAAAUUAGUUUUGCUAUUCUAGAAUUUCAUGCCUCAUGUAUUCUUUGUAAUUGACUUCCUUUUGUUCAGCAUUUUUUUUAAUUAAUCCAUACUUUUUCAUGUAUUAGUAGUUUAUUCUUUUAGUUACAAAGUAAUAUUCUAUUAUACUGAUAA